This is a messenger RNA of Phyllopteryx taeniolatus (common seadragon), 2275 nucleotides long. RefSeq names its product nucleoporin 54 (gene nup54). The transcript is spliced from 15 exons. Lineage: Eukaryota; Metazoa; Chordata; Actinopteri; Syngnathiformes; Syngnathidae. Bases 98 to 1969 code for a protein of 623 amino acids. Gene Ontology annotation, biological process: NLS-bearing protein import into nucleus; nuclear pore organization; protein localization to nuclear inner membrane. Gene Ontology annotation, cellular component: nuclear pore central transport channel; nuclear pore. The record is from RefSeq and is a predicted model, not a curated record. Gene Ontology annotation, molecular function: structural constituent of nuclear pore.
CAAGUUCACUCUUUAGAUGGCGGUACGUCCUCUUGUGGGCUGAGAAGCAGCACAACUGAAAGGAAGAGAAGAAGAAUUAGGUACCAGACGGUUCACCAUGGCGUUCAAUUUUGGCAGCGGUGCGGCUUCCAAUCCUGCAGCCACCACAACUGGGUUUUCAUUCGGUUCGUUUGGUGCGAAGACCACCGCAUCAACAGCUUUUGGGUUUGGCACCCCUGCAACUACCACCACAGCCGCCUCUGGAUUUGGCACUCUCACAGCUCCGAGUUUCGGCACGGCGACCACCACAGCUGCCGCACCAGCAACAGGAUUUUCCUUUGGCUCCACCAGCACAGGAUUUGGGGGGCUGGGAGCCGGAGGUACCGCGGCCGGUGGGUUUAGUUUUGGGGGGUUUGGCUUAAACGCCAACCCGGCGGCAACGGCGGUGGGCUUUAAUGCAGGCUGCUUUGGCGCAGCAUCCACCGCUGGCAAUGCUUUCAAUUUUGGCAAUAGCCUGGCUAGCACAGGAACAUUUGGUGGCUUUGGCACGACCACAGCUGCCGCGCCGGGUUCCACGUUUAGCAUCGCAUCCUCUUCGAACACUACAGGAGGCCUCUUUGGUACCACACAGAACAAAGGCUUUGGUUUCACUUCCGGCCUUGGUACUGGAACAGCCGCUGGCACCACCGGAUUCGGUACUGGAUUGGGAACCACCAGUCUGGGUGGGUUUGGUGGCUUUACUCUCCAGCCCACUCAGCAGCAGCAGGGAGGCUUGUUUGGUCAGCCCGCCCAGCAGCAGGCUCAGCCCAAUCAGCUGUACCAGCAAGUGACUGCUUUGUCGGCGCCCACCUUGCUGGGGGACGAGCGCGACUCCAUUCUGGCCAAAUGGAACCAGCUGCAGGCCUACUGGGGCACGGGCAAGGGCUACUUCAGCAACAACAACCACCCCGUAGACUUCAACCAAGAAAACCCCUUCUGCAGGUUCAAGGCUGUGGGCUACAGCUGCGUGCCGAUCAGUAAGGACGAGGACGGCCUGGUAGUCUUGGUCCUCAACAAGAAGGAGGCGGACGUGCGAGUGCAGCAGCAGCCACUUGUGGAGUCACUGCACAAGGUUCUGGGAAGCAACCAGACGUUAAGCGUCAACGUGGACGGCGUCAAGUCGCUUCCUAACGACCAGACGGAGGUGAUCAUUUAUGUGGUGGAGCGCUCCCCUAACGGCACGUCAAAGCGCAUACCCGCCUCCACGCUCUUCACGUACCUGGAGCAGGCCAACAUCAAGGUGCAGCUCACGCAGCUGGGUGUGGCCAUGUCGGUCACGCGGACCGAGCUCUCACCAGCGCAGCUCAAACAGCUUCUCCAGAACGCCCCAGCAGGGGUGGACCCCAUCAUCUGGGAGCAGGCCAAGGUGGACAACCCUGACCCAGAGAAGUUGAUCCCAGUGCCCAUGGUGGGCUUUAAAGAGCUGCUUCGUCGACUUCAGAUCCAGGAACAGAUGACCAAACAGCAUCAGACGAGAGUAGACAUCGUCUCCAACGACAUCAGCGAGCUCCAGAAGAACCAGGCGACCACCGUGGCCAAGAUCGCCCAAUACAAGAGGAAGCUGAUGGACCUCUCACACCGCGUGCUGCAGGUGCUGAUCAAACAGGAGAUCCAGAGGAAAAGUGGGUACGCCAUCCAGGUGGAUGAGGAACACCUCAGGGUGCAGCUGGACACCAUUCAGUCGGAACUCAAUGCCCCCACGCAGUUCAAGGGUCGCUUGAAUGAGCUGAUGUCCCAAAUCCGCAUGCAGAACCACUUUGGCGCCGUGCGAUCGGAGGAGCGCUACAAUGUUGACGCGGACCUCCUCCGAGAAAUCCGACAACACCUAAAGCAGCAGCAGGAUGGUUUGAGUCACCUAAUCAGCGUCAUUAAAGAUGACUUGGAAGACAUCAAACUCAUCGAGCACGGCCUGAGCGACAGCGGACACGUACGAGGCGGCAUCCUGAGUUGAGAUGACUGACAGGCCCGCACACACCCAACAUGCUCACAAUCUCAAUAUCCAUCCUCUGAUGCAUGUUUGUCAGCAUGAUGCUUCAAUUAGGGAACAGUGUCUCAAUGUAUUUGCCAGUGACUGACUAAUCUGUACUUUCUGGACUGAUAAUAGAAAGCUUACAGGUGCAAAAUAAUAUCCCUUGCCCUUCAUGUCAAAUCAGAUUAUUGAUAUGAGGCUUCCAACACAUUUGUAUAUACAUCUUUGUAUUGCUUUUAUAUCCCGCUAGAAUGUUAUUAAAAUGUAAUUUCAACUGGAACCAUGAAA